UCUCUUCCUGGCAUCACUGCCCAUACUAUACCAUAUCAUCCACAAUGGCAUUCAGUGGAACUUGGCAGGUCUACGCUCAAGAGAACUAUGAAGAGUUCCUGAAAGCUAUUGGAUUGCCAGAUGAAAUUAUCAAAGUUGCCCCAAACAUUAAGCCUGUUAUUGAAAUACAACAAAAUGGAAGCAACUUUGUUGUGACGUCAAAAACACCCAAGCAGUCUGUAACAAAUUCAUUUACUCUUGGGAAAGAGGCUGAUAUCACCACUAUGGAUGGCAAAAAAAUGAAGUGCAUCGUUCACUUGCAAGAUGGGAAGCUUGUGUGUAAAUCAGACAAAUUCUUCCAUGAACAAGAAGUUAUAGGAAAUGAAAUGUUGGAGACUAUGACUGUUGGUUCAGCAACACUCAUCAGAAAAAGCAAGAGGGUUAAAUAAUGAGACGACAGACUCAUUUUGUCUUGGACAUUUUUACGUUCCAAAAGCACAUUUUCCAUCAGUUGUGAUUGUUCUUAUUCUGAAAGAACGCUACAGAAAAAUAAAGAACCAAGAUCUCUGCUUUUCUUGCAUCUCAUACUUUGGCUAAUAUAAGAAUGCAUUUUCCUUGUUUAUACUAUGAGGCCCAUCUUUCUAAGUAGCAGAGGCCUGUUUCCAAGAUAGGCAGAUCUCCCAAUAAUUACGAGGGGAGAUUUUCCUGUGAAAGAAGUAGAGGACCUGUGGCCUCUGGUAAAAUAGUGGCUCACCAGAACAGCAACAGGGAGGUGACAGAAGCUGAUAUGAAUAUUUCCUGACCUCUUAUGCCAAAUAAGGAAGAAUAUAAAUUUAAUAAAUCCCACCUCCUUUUCU
Molecule: messenger RNA, 836 nt
Organism: Alligator sinensis (Chinese alligator)
Lineage: Eukaryota; Metazoa; Chordata; Crocodylia; Alligatoridae
Product: fatty acid-binding protein, liver-like
Exons: 4
Coding region: 45-428 (127 amino acids)
Biological process (GO): fatty acid transport
Cellular component (GO): nucleus; cytosol
Molecular function (GO): fatty acid binding
Source: RefSeq, a predicted model, not a curated record